Penicillium atrosanguineum is the source of this 237-nucleotide messenger RNA. RefSeq names its product DASH complex subunit DAD2. Bases 1 to 237 code for a protein of 78 amino acids. The record is from RefSeq and is a predicted model, not a curated record. NCBI's taxonomy places the organism in Eukaryota, Fungi, Ascomycota, Eurotiomycetes, Eurotiales, Aspergillaceae. The transcript has a single exon.
AUGACGUUCCUGUUUCUCCACGGUCACGGGAUCCGCGAUAAUGCGACUUCUUUUGCUGCCCAAGCUCUUUCGACUACUUUGGUUAAGAUUCUUCACAUUUUUCUGCUCAUUCUUGGCUUCUGGCGCCCCGGAAAGCUGGACCUCCCAACCACUGCGAUCCCCGAGUACCGUGUUUCUUACAACGUCAAUGCCGCUUCGAGAUCUCCACUCCUAAGCUCCGCCGAGCGGCCGUCAUGA